AUGGAGAUCGGCGGCGGGUCACUGUGGCAUCACCGGAGGAACAUCCUCAUCUGUUCCUGUGUCUGCCUGUCUACCUUCCAAUACGGAUUCGACUACGGCCUCACCAGUGGUCUGCAAGCUAUGCCGGGAUUUCUCGCAGUGUUCGGUUACAAAGACCCGACCUUGCCUUCGGGAUACGGGAUAGACAGCACCGUGCAGCAGCUAAUCAACUCACUGAUGACGGCCGGGGCAUUCUUAGGAAGCCUUGCGGUUGGCCCGCUCGGAAAGUUUGUGGGACGACGGUGGGCCCUUUGGGGCGCCUGCAUCUUGAACCACCGCUGGAAGGUCGGUGCCAUACUCAUGGUCUCGUCUACCGAAUUCGCCGCCCUCUACGCCAGCCGCGUGAUUAUCGGCCUUGCCAAUGGUCUCUUCAUGGUUGAGACGCAGCUGUACAUCCAAGAGUCUGCCGUGCCGAGCUACCGCGGCUUCCUCAUGGGAAUAUACCAAGUAUGCCUUGCCCUGGGCAGCAUCAUCGGGUCAAUUGUCGACAACUACACCGCGGACCAACUUGGCAAGUCGUCGUAUCAAAUCCCGUGCGGAUGCUUGUUCAUCGUCCCGACCUUCCUCCUGUUCGCGCUCCCGUUUCUACCCGAGACCCCCAGGUGGCUCAUCGAACAAGGCCGAAACACCGAGGCCCGCACAGCCCUCGUUCGGCUCCGUGCGACUUCGACAGACCAUCACGUCAUCGACGCAGAGCUAAACGAAAUGGUGGAAGCAACGCAGAUGGAGCACGAGAACGACAAGGGCUCGCUCAUGCUGUUCGACAUGGUCAAGGGGAUCAACAGACGACGAUCGGCUCUCUCGGUCUGCCUCGUUGUCUCUCUUUCCGCGACGGGAAACCUCUUUUUUAUCAUCUACGGGACUUAUUUCUUCGCCCUCGCCGGUACGAGCGAGCCGUUUGCCGAGACAAUAGGGAUGAACUGCGCCGGACUGGCAGGCGUCCUGCUGUCGCUCUACCUGAUCACGUACCUCGGUCGACGAACCAUCCUGCUCAUGGGUGCAGCCGUUCAAGGCCUGUGUAUGAUGUCGAUCGGCGCGGUGACUAGUUCUGGAGCCACGUCCCGCGCUGCCAGCAGGUGCAUGGUUGCGUUUGUCGUCAUCCACAUGUUCUUCUACACCAUGUGCACCGCGCCCUAUCUCUAUCUCGUCUCCGGUGAAAUCCCAUCAAACAGACUGAGGAGCCUCACCCUUGGAAUUGCCUCUUCAUUCGGUUUUGUCGCCGCCUGGAUAAUUUCGUUUACCAUUCCCUACUUCCUCAACCCGCAGGAGCUCAACUGGGGUGCAAAGUACGCUUGGAUCUGGUUCGGCUCCAACGUGGCAUACUUCCUUUUCAUGUUCUUCUACCUUCCCGAGACCAAGGACCGUACUCUCGAAGAGAUCGACGAGAUGUUUGAAGAGAAGGUGCCGGCAUGGAAGUUCAAGGGCUACACGAGCGAGGAAAAACCCGUUGUGGAGGUUGCAGAGUCUAUCGAAAUGAGCGACAGCCAGCAUAGGGCCUAA
Phialemonium atrogriseum is the source of this 1539-nucleotide messenger RNA. RefSeq names its product MFS monosaccharide transporter-like protein. Gene Ontology annotation, biological process: carbohydrate transport; transmembrane transport. The transcript has 5 exons. Gene Ontology annotation, molecular function: carbohydrate:proton symporter activity. The record is from RefSeq and is a predicted model, not a curated record. NCBI's taxonomy places the organism in Eukaryota, Fungi, Ascomycota, Sordariomycetes, Cephalothecales, Cephalothecaceae. Bases 1 to 1539 code for a protein of 512 amino acids. Gene Ontology annotation, cellular component: membrane.